This is a messenger RNA of Cylindrotheca closterium, 858 nucleotides long. NCBI's taxonomy places the organism in Eukaryota, Bacillariophyta, Bacillariophyceae, Bacillariales, Bacillariaceae. The record is from the annotation of a GenBank genome assembly.
AUGGCAUCCACACAAUCCUCUGACGAACAAGAACCAAGCACCCCUGCAGUUGCUCCUGCACCAAUGGAGAUUCAGCCCCCUCCUCCUGCAGAAGAAGCUCCUUCCGAAGGAAACACGUUCAGCAUGGGAGGUGUGGUGGGUGGCAACAUUCAUGAAGCUGGCUCCUUUGCCAAAGAACGAGCUGCCGAACUCCGGCUGUCGGUGGCAGAAGGCAACUGGUCGCUUCGUAUCUUUGUUCUACUUGCUGCUCUUGCUAUGAUUACCACAAGUUUGAUCGGAUUGAUAUCGGAUGUUUAUCGCAUCGAUACCAUAUCAGCGAUUAUUGACAUUUAUUGCAUGAUUCUGGGAGUUAUCAUGAUUAUUUUGGAGUACGGACACCAGCUUUCAUUCUUCGCCGCCAUCCAACCGAGUCUGUACAGAAAUGCUCUCUUUCUUCGGUUUGUUUGGGGAAGAGGACUCUUUUACUUUGUGGCUGGGACCAUUGAAAUUAGUCAGAGACACUACAUGAAUAUUAUCGUGGGAAGUUUGGUUUGUCUUCUAGGAUUUGCCUUUGCCAUCAUUGGACGAUCGGCAUCACAAAAACUUGCUGAGGCGAGACGAUCCACCUUCACAAUGGAAGACUUACGCUCUAAAUUCAAUGAAUCCGAUGAAGAAAUGAAGGGUUCUUUGGAUAUGAAUCAAUUCAGCAGUUUCAUCAAGCUGCUGGGUAUGGACAUGAAUCGCCGAGAGGUCGAAACUACUUUUUUACAACUGGAAGAGGAUGGUCGAAUCGCUUUUGAGGUUAUUGUCGAAUGGUGGAAUACAGAAGCGACGGAAAACUUCUCGGUCAUACCGGGAGACUACCAGCACAUGGCAUAA